Exophiala bonariae is the source of this 1326-nucleotide messenger RNA. RefSeq lists its product as uncharacterized. The coding region runs from base 1 to 1326 and encodes 441 amino acids. The transcript has 4 exons. Gene Ontology annotation, molecular function: oxidoreductase activity, acting on NAD(P)H. Lineage: Eukaryota; Fungi; Ascomycota; Eurotiomycetes; Chaetothyriales; Herpotrichiellaceae. The record is from RefSeq and is a predicted model, not a curated record.
AUGGGUGCCUGGCCACUUUGGGAAAGACUUUCGUCGUUGAUAUACAAAAGACACGCCAAGCUCAUUGCGGCCUCUUCGACAAAGUCUGAGUCUACUCUGGCGGAGGAGAAGGAAAUCAAAUCGGAACUCCCGACAAAACAGAAGCUGCUUCUGUUACAUGGACCUAAACAGGACUAUGUACUUACCGACGACCAAGCUGUUCCUUUAGCAGAUGCUCAUCAUGAAGUUGUCGUUCGUGUAACUACGAUAGGUUUGAAUCCUAUUGACUGGAAAGCACCGGCAUUCAAUUUCGGCAUACCUCAGUUACCCUACAUCUCUGGCCGGGAGUUUUCUGGAGAGAUAGUUAACGUUCGUGGAAAAUCAACACGAUUAAAGCAAGGCGACAGGGUACUUGUACCAUCCACCGACUAUCGCGAUCCACGAAAAGCAGCAUUCCAACAGUAUGCCAUUGCAUCAGAUUUCAAUGUCAUACGGCUUCCCACGCACGUAUCAGCCGAGGAAGGAGCCACUCUCGGAGUCGCCUAUGUGGCUGCCUCUCUUGCUCUAGGAGUUUGUCUCGGUGUCGAUUUCUCCCGCGUGUUCAAAGGCCCAGACCUCCUCCGUGUGCUCAGACGGAUACCAGAGGAUGCACUCCCGACUGAUGUGCGAGUUGAGUGCCACAGUGGUAUACCCGAGGAUGAACGUGCGAAACCUGGCGACUGGAUUGCUAUUUGGGGUGGUUCAUCAUCCACCGCUAUCAUCAUAACCCAACUAGCCCAGCUCGCUGGCCUUCGCGUCAUCAGCAUCGUCGACCAAGCCAAACACGGCCAUCGACUAUCCCCCGGCACAUUCCCAACAAGCGUCUGUGCCCCGGAUAUCGUGAUUGACAGUCACGACCCCGCACGUGUGCAGCACUUACUCCAGAAAGUCACACACGGCAACCUUCGCUUUGGAAUCGACAGUCGAGGUAAAGAUACCGCGACACUGUUAUUACAGUCCUUAGUCGCACCAACGAAUCCCGACCUAAACGCUCCCACCUCAACCACCACCCCUUCCCCAAAGAAACGGGCCCAUCUCGUCGGACUAACAGGACUCCCAAAACUCGACUCCAUUGCCGAACUAUCCGACUCUGACGCAACUAAUGUUUCGCUACACUCCGUGCCGAUCAAAAUCUUCCAUGACGUGCCAGAAGUCGGGCUGGUGUUAUCUGUGUGGUUGGAGCAAUUACUGCAGAAUGGGAAGCUAAAGGCACCACAAGCGGUGGGGACGGAGGAUGGCUUCGAGGGUGUCAAUCGUGGAUUGAAGACGAUGCGGGAGGGUGGUGGCCGGGUUGUGGUGCGGAUAUAG